AUGUUCGGGAAUCUCACUGGUAGCGUCGGUCAUCAAUGGAAUUGCCCGCUUUUGCAAGCAGUCAUCCACAUCUGUGAAGAACUUCCACAGCCGGGGAGACGCGUGCCGCAGGUGAUGAUCAUGACGAUGGUCACUGGGCUAGUCACCAGCUUGUCUUUAUUUAUUGCGCUCAUGUUCUUCGUCGAGGUCAUCGAUGCAGUCCGACAGGCGUCACUGCCCAGCUUGGAACUGAUAUAUCAAAUAACCAAAAGCCGGACCAUCACGUUAGCAUUAUCCAUCGUCCUGACCAUCAUCUACGCCUCCGCCCUCCCCUCCCAAUGGGUAAUAUCCGGCCGCAUCGCCUGGGCAUUCGCACGAGACAACGGCACCCCCCUCCCCGCCCUCCUCACGCAAAUCUACCCCACGCUCAACUUCCCCAUCUACACCACCCUCGCGGCCCUCCUCUUCAGCACCCUCUACGGCCUGCUGUACCUGGCCUCGACGACCGCCUUCACCAGCAUCAUCACCUCGGCCGUCCUCUUCCUGAACAUCACCUAUACCGUGCCCCAAGGAAUCCUCCUCACCCGCGGUCGAGCGAGUCUUCCACAGCGGUACUUGGAUCUCGGGUGGUUCGGAUACGUGUGUAAUGUGUUUUCGGUGGGGUGGAUUGUGGUUCUAGGGGUGAUGGUGUGUUUACCGAGUGAGAGGGGGAGUGUGGAGGUUGGGGGGAUGAAUUAUGUGAGUGUGAUAUUGGUGGGUGUGUUUGGGGGGAUUAAUGUGCUGUGGGGGGUUUAUGGACGGGGGAGGGUAAUAUGGGGGGGGAUGGAAUAA
Messenger RNA from Aspergillus ibericus CBS 121593, 810 nucleotides. RefSeq lists its product as uncharacterized. Lineage: Eukaryota; Fungi; Ascomycota; Eurotiomycetes; Eurotiales; Aspergillaceae. The record is from RefSeq and is a predicted model, not a curated record. Bases 1 to 810 code for a protein of 269 amino acids. Gene Ontology annotation, molecular function: transmembrane transporter activity. Gene Ontology annotation, cellular component: membrane. Gene Ontology annotation, biological process: transmembrane transport. The transcript has 5 exons.